AGAAUAUUUUUAGUCCGCCCGCGAGAGUAGUUUGUCGAAGAACAAAUACAGCAACAGCUACAGCUACAGCUCCAGCUACAGCCGGGAUGGAGGAUCUAACGGAUGAGGAGAACAAGUUCAUUGAGGAUGCAUUCGCUGUAAUGGACAAGGAGUCGGACGGCUCCGUCACCGCCAAGGAAUUGGCCGUCCUAAUGCGUUCCCUGGGCCGCUCGCCCACCGACAACGAGCUCCAGGCGAUGAUCAACGAGGUGGAUGCGGAUGGCAACGGCUCCAUCGAGCUGGAGGAGUUCGCCAGCAUGAUUAUACGCAAGAUGCACGACACGAACCAUGAGGACGAGCUGCGGGACGCCUUCCGCGUCUUCGACAAGGAGAACAAUGGCUACAUCACGUCAUCGGAGCUCAAGGUGGUCCUCACGGCCCUGGGCAUGAAGUUGCCCGACGACGAGAUAGAGGAGAUGAUUCGGGAGUACGACAUCGACCAGGAUGGCCGUCUCGACUUUGAGGAGUUCGUCAACAUGAUGACGACCCGUUAGCCCCGUCUUAAUGACGAGGGCUCUGCCGUUGACAUAUCUGUCAAAAAAGUUUAGUUUAAGGUUUC
Molecule: messenger RNA, 598 nt
Organism: Drosophila persimilis
Lineage: Eukaryota; Metazoa; Arthropoda; Insecta; Diptera; Drosophilidae
Product: neo-calmodulin
Exons: 2
Coding region: 87-533 (148 amino acids)
Molecular function (GO): calcium ion binding
Source: RefSeq, a predicted model, not a curated record